This is a messenger RNA of Trichomonas vaginalis G3, 756 nucleotides long. RefSeq names its product MyD88-dependent toll-like receptor signaling pathway. NCBI's taxonomy places the organism in Eukaryota, Parabasalia, Trichomonadida, Trichomonadidae. The transcript has a single exon. The record is from RefSeq and is a predicted model, not a curated record. The coding region runs from base 1 to 756 and encodes 251 amino acids.
AUGAAUUGUUAUAAUUUGACAGAAAUUCAAUUUCCAGAAGAUCUUACUGAUAUUCAUGACUACUCAUUCUUUGGAUGCAAAUCAUUAUUUAGUAUCGUAUUACCUAAGAAUCUGAUUAAACUAGGAAAAUAUUCAUUCUCUAACUGUUCAUCAUUACAAAAAAUUAACAUUGAAUCAAAUUGUUCAAUUGACUUAACAAGUUUCGAGAACGACAACAUGAUUGAACAUCUAAUUAUCUCAUAUCCUAACUCUGACAUAAUUAAACAAAACUCAUUCAGUCACUUGAUCAAAACGAUCACAUAUAAUUUGUCUAUUAAAGAAUAUCCAUCACUUUCAAUAUUUGAAUCUCUUGAAAACAUUAAUAUCUUUACUUAUGGUAAUGAAUCAAUUAUCAAAGAUAAUUUUAUCUCAUCAAAAGAAGUUAAUAUUAUUAUAAUCGGCAACAUUCAAAAGAUUGAUGACAAAUCAUUUUUAAACAGUCGUAUUAACAACUUUUUAUACUGUGGUGAUCAAGAAGUUGAAGGUAAUUUCCUUAUUGGCAGGCAUCCUCGAAAUAUCACCGUUUAUGAAUACUAUCCAAAAAGUAAAAUUGGCGAUGUUGCAGCCAGUAAGACAGGUAAAUGUAAUAACCUUCCUGGAGAUGUAAAACAUGGACUCACUAAUACUCAGUUAGCUUUAAUUAUUACAUUUAGUAUUAUCGUAUUAAGGAUACCCUUACGUGUCAGAUUUUUUGCGCAUACGAAGAAGUCAUGCUAG